AUGAAGAUUUGUAUUUUAUUGCUUUUUUUAUAUAAAAACGUAUUAUCUUUUAAAUUUAAACAAAAUGCAUCAAAUAAUCUUAUAAAAAUUAAAGGUAGCUUUAAAGGUUCUUUUUAUAAUAGAAAUAUGCUAUUACUGGCACAUACGAAUAAAAAUUUCAGAAAUUUAGGAAGAGAUAGAUCACAAAGAAGAGCUCUGCUUAGAGCUUUAACAACCAGUUUAUUAAGACAUGGUAAAAUUAUAACAACGGAGGCAAAGGCUAAGGAAGCAAGAAGAAAAGUAGAUAGAAUAAUAACAUAUGCAAAAAGACAUAAUGAUAAUAAACAAUAUGCAUAUAGAUUAAUAGCUAAUUACGUUUAUGAUAGAGAAUUAGCAUAUAAUGUAGUUAAACAGGCUCCAAUUAAAUAUAAGGAAAGGAAUGGAGGAUACACAAAAAUAAAACUUUUACCUAAAAGUAGGAAAGGGGAUGCAGCAAGAAUGGCAGUAUUAGAACUUCUUUAA
This is a messenger RNA of Plasmodium relictum, 501 nucleotides long. RefSeq names its product 50S ribosomal protein L17, apicoplast, putative (gene RPL17). Gene Ontology annotation, biological process: translation. Gene Ontology annotation, molecular function: structural constituent of ribosome. Bases 1 to 501 code for a protein of 166 amino acids. Gene Ontology annotation, cellular component: large ribosomal subunit; ribosome. The record is from RefSeq and is a predicted model, not a curated record. The transcript has 3 exons. NCBI's taxonomy places the organism in Eukaryota, Apicomplexa, Aconoidasida, Haemosporida, Plasmodiidae.